GUCAUAGUGAAGAGUUCUGACAAAACAUGGGCCACUGGAGGAGGGAAUGCAAACCACUCCAGUAUUCUUACCACAAGAACCCCAUGGACUGUAUGUACCCACAUUAGCCCUGUAUUUGUUAUCAUUAGGGUCAGAGUAAGGAAGACAGACUCUAUUUUCUUGAAUUUUUACUCCUCAGGAGGAUUUGAGCAUAGUCCAGUAUUGAACCAUCAGAGAUCCUUAAAUUCUGAGCAGAGCAAAGCAUUGAAACAUGCAACCACUUCCUAUACAUGAGAUGUUUAACCAAGACUGGGACCUUGACCUGGUUUAGCCCAGGGUCUAGAAACACAACCAAGAAGUUGAGGUUUUCCCUAGAGGUACCAGAUUUAUGCAGAGGCAGGAACAAGAGCGUGUCAUCAUCAAAUACCAUAUAAACCUCAAAUACUGUAGGAACUGCAAGUAUACCAGAAUACAGGAUCAUCAACACUCCUGUGCAAAUUAGGGGUCAAACUCAUGCAGCAGCUGGAUUCUUUCAUGACCCUGUCAGCAACAGGGGAAGCAGAAGCAAACCUGCUUAUCAUAACUAAAAAAAUAAAUGUCAGCAUGGGACUGGGGUAUUCUAAUGUGCUGUUCUGCUCCUGAGUUAAAGUCUGCCUGAAAAAUAUUGACUGGAAAAGAGAAGUAUCUGUUUAUGUCACCAGAGAAAAACAGGAGAGAAGUCGGGCCUGACUUCUGGCCCGGUGAACACCAUCUAUGGCUACUGAAGGAUAAGAAUGCUUCUUCAUGCUCUCAACUAUUUUAAGUUUGUGUAUUUUCUUUUUAAAAAAGCUUUUUUUUAAAUAAUAAUAAAAUGCUUUACUGUCUUUUGUAAUUACAAAGGUAUGCAACGCCCCCUCAGGGAUUGGCCUCACUCAUAGACAGUGGAGAACAAUGUGAUCCAAAAGAAGUGAUAAGUAGGAAGAAUAUUCUGGUGACAGCAAAAAGGUUGGCUUAGGGUGGUCCAGUCAGGAUAGUUCAAGCAGAGGAAUUUACCACAGGAAAUUUGCUACAAGGGCUAUAGAAACCAGAGGGAAGGAACAUAAAGGAGAUCCCAGAGACCAGAAAGCUGCUGCAAAUCUGGUCCAUGCCCACAUGCCUGCACUGACUGAUACACAGCUGGAGACUGCUAGAGGCACUGAUUCCCACUCUUGCCACCUCGGGAGCCGCCAAAGUUGCUGGGACACAGUCGAUUGCGGUGGCCUGAAACUGCCACUCCAGGGGAUGAAUAGAUGGCUUCUCUGCCAGCUAAUCUCCCAACGGUGUCUGCAAGCAGCCAACAAGUGUGUUUGAGGAAUGUGGUUUCUAGACAUCUUCCGCCUGACACACAGAGAAAAACACAGAAGGGCAGGGAUAGAUCUGAAUGUCAAAUCUUGCAGAAGGGACCCAGGAGGGAGGCCAGGAUGUGGGUCUCCAUGGAGGAAGGAGGCCUGGAUUCUGGAGCUAGCUCUGCUGUUGAUGUGCUGUGUCCUCUCCAAGGCAGUAUAGCACAAUGAUCCAGGACAUACAUAUACUCUGUGUCCUCAUAAGCAAAGUGGGGAAUAACACCCACCCCAAAGGAUGGUUAUGAGGGUUAAAUAGGAUAAUGUAGGUAAGGCAGGACAAGGCCUGCAAGAUAGUUCCAUUCAACAAGAUAGUUGUUAUGUUAUUUUCCCUAUAAUUUCAAUUUCAAUUUCAAUCUGUAAAGAAAAGUGAAGAAGGAGGGGGUUAAAUCAUCUUUGCUACUCUCUAACCAGCCAGAGGAAAGAGGAACUAACAGUUACUCUCAAUCUGAGCCUGUGCAGGGCUGGAUUUUAGAGACACAGAGAAAAAUUAAUAAUACCCCUGCCUUGAAAGAGCUCACAGUUGGAUGAGAAAGCAGAAGAAAUUCACUGAUUCAAGGUAAAAUGUGCUCAGGGUAGAAGGUCUGCAGGGAAAGGUCUUGAAGGAUACAGUGAUGGGUUUUGUAGCAUAAUGGAAGGAUUUACACAGGCGCCACUUUAAACUCAAAAUGAUUAUCUGUGACCCUGGGCAAUUCACUUAGUCAUCCCUGCCUCAGUUUCUUUGUCUGUUUAAGUGGAGAUUAUAAAAGAACUUUCCUUACAUAGCCGUUGUGAACAUUAAGGGAGCUGUACAUAAAGCUCCUCCCUUUAGUACCUAGCACUGAAAUGCGCUCAAACAUGAUCAGAUUCCCCCCAGGCGGUGAGAAGGGCACAAGUGUUCAGCUACAAGGCCUGAACUAGAGAAAUGGAAAUGCAAAGAGGAAAUGACGGCUAAAGAGGAUAUCAUAGCUACAAGAUCCCUUAAUUAUUGUGGAUAAAGUUAGAGAAACUGGCUAGGCACCCACCCCAGGUGAGAGGCACGAGCUGGCGCACUGCCUCAGCGUCCGCGUUGCCCGUGGCAACCGGCAGUCCUUGCCUCUGGCCUGGUCGAAAAUGCGCAAGAGCAGUAAGAUGGCUCUGAGCUCCUGGUCCCCGGAGCUGGGGUUAGGCAGCAAGAAGGCGCUGCCGGUGGCCGCCGUCUCCACCGGCCCCUCCCUGGAAUUAUGCACCUUCCCCUCCACGCUGGGCUCCUCGGUCGCGACCGACGCUCUUGAGCAGCUCCUUGUUGUGGAACAAUCACUGCAAAGUGACUAUUUUAAAUGCAAUGAAGAAGCUAAGAACUUUCUUAAGGACGUUGCUAUCGCUGUUAAGAAAUUGGAAGAAAUGAGAAAGUCCACAAUAGAUCUUCUGGAAAUUGAAAGCAUGGAACUCAGCAGAUUAUAUUUUGUAUUGGAAACUCUUCCCAGUAGUGUUAGCAGAGAACUGGAAGAAUGUGUCAGGGAUGCACGCAGAGUGAAUCUUGUUGAGAUGAGUGAACUACACACAAAAAUUACAAGGAUAAAUGAUGAAAUCGAGUUUCUAAAGAAGAAAAUACUCCAUCUGCAAACAGAUAAUACAACUCUAGGUGAAAGGCAAGAGGAGCUAGCGAAGCAUUAUGGAAAGAUUGUCCUGUCACUCAACCACGCAAUGAAAGAAAAAGCCACUACCACUAUUUACAUCAAUGAGACUUAUACCAAAAUUAACUGGGAGAAGAAAGAACUAGAAUUGCAGAAAACAUACAUUCAAGAAAUAGAGGGGCAAAUAGAAAGAGAAAGAGCAGAAUAUUUGAAGAAAAAAGAAAAACUGAAUCAAGAGAUUGAAGAAUAUAAAAAACUCUGUGAACUUAAGAGAAAGGAAACUUACGCAAAGAAGAAAGAACUGGAUAAAUUAAGGCUUACAAUGACAAAAAUGAGAGAAACUGUUACUACGAGCACAGUGGUUCUUAGUGAUCACAAUUUAGAAUUAGCACGACUACAGGAAUCAGUAAGAGAGUGGGAACACAAGAUUGAAGAAAUGAAGAAAUCUUGUAAGAUCCUGGAGGAUAAAAUGCUUUUUUUUAAGAAUAACAGGGAAAAACUGGAUGAGUCAUCAAAUUUUGAAAAAAGUGAAUUACUGCUGAAGAUAAAACAGAUGGCUGAAAAGUUACACAAAUGUCGUUUAGAGAACAAAGCUCUACGAGAGAAGUUGCAUACAGUUUCCAGACAAUAUAAGAUUGUCUUAAAUGAAGAGGAUAAAGUUUUCAUGCAGAAACGGAAAAUUUAUUCUGAAAAUCAAAAACAACUGGCAUUUAUAGCUCAGAAAGAAAACUUCCUAUCAAAAAGAAAAGUAGACAUCAAAAAUAUGGAAGAAGGACUUAUUACUCUCAGUGAGCUUCAUCGAGCAACAAAGGAAGUAUAUCGGAAACAAAUAAAAAUCCUGAAUGAGAACAUGGAAAGAGAAACUCAGAGAUGUAUUAUAACUCAGUGGAAAAUAGCUUGUUUGCGAAAAAAACAUGCACGUUGGGUCAAAAAUAUAAAAGAUGAAAUAAAAAAACUUAUAGAUAAAAUUCAAGAAGCUGAAAAUAGGCGCAGUGAAUUAAUAGAAGAGACCAGUAUUAGAGAACACGAUAUCAACGAGUUUUUGGCAAAGAUUGAACAACUUACAUUAGAAUUAAAACAAGAGGAGGAUGCAUUUGUUAUCAAAGAACGAAAGUUAAUUCAAGAAUUAAGCAAGUUUGAACAAAGAUUCGCUGAAGAAGCACAAAUUAGCAAAGAAAAGGAAGUUGAGUUAGACAAGUGUCUUCCACAGCUUCAGGUGGCAGAAGAGGAAUUCACAGACAAAAACAGAAAAUUUCAAAAUCUCAUUGAAACUGUUACAGCACAAAAAAAUGAACAAAAUUUACUGAAUAAUAAUAUUUCUCAAUUUACAAGAGACUUUAUACAAUACAUUAACAACACGAAGAAAGUGAAGCAGGAGUUGAAACAGUUAAGAGAGCAUGAAAGCUAUAAAACCAAAGCUCAUUUUGAAAUUCUAAAAAGCUUAGAAAAUGAAAUCUAUUUACAUGACCUAAAAACAGAUGCUUUGAUCCUGGAAAAUAAAAGAUUAAAAGAGUAUAUUGCAUACCUAAAGGACAACAUAGAGCAAUACGAAAGGGGAGAAGAAGACCUCGUGCGCUCCUCAAGUGACCUGUCUUGUCAGCUGACAGAUCUUCAGACACAAUAUUCGGAUUUGUGGGCUGAAUUUUGGACUACACUUAAGGAACUGAUAGAAAGUGGUAAUGAGACCUUGAGAGAAAUAAAAAAUCUGAUAGGCAAGCUGUGUGAAAGAGAUGAAAAAAUCGAGCAAAUCAGUAUUUUGCUUCAAUCAGACCUUGAUGAGAUGCGUAGUCUUAUGGAAAAGGAAUCGGAGACAGACUUUCUCAAAAAGAAGAAAAAGAGUCCUGUUAACGUAAUCCGCUUCCCAGCAGUAAAAUGUACUAUGAAAAAAACAUCAACGAAGAAAAGCUAACAAAAUACUGGAUACAACUGCCGUGAAUUCAAAAGGAAUAGGAAUAACCUGAGGAUAUCUUCAACCAAACUACCUAAAAACAAAAGACCUGUUAUAUAAAUUAUGCUUUAUUUUUGUAAUAGAUCAAAAUACUGUAUUGGUGAAAAUAAAUAGAUAGCAAACAUAGAAA
Bubalus bubalis (water buffalo) is the source of this 5010-nucleotide messenger RNA. It is a transcript of the gene CCDC175, whose product is annotated as coiled-coil domain containing 175. The record is from RefSeq and is a predicted model, not a curated record. The coding region runs from base 2430 to 4841 and encodes 803 amino acids. Lineage: Eukaryota; Metazoa; Chordata; Mammalia; Artiodactyla; Bovidae. The transcript has 21 exons.